Messenger RNA from Aspergillus oryzae RIB40, 3069 nucleotides. RefSeq lists its product as uncharacterized. Bases 1 to 3069 code for a protein of 1022 amino acids. The record is from RefSeq and is a predicted model, not a curated record. The transcript is spliced from 6 exons. NCBI's taxonomy places the organism in Eukaryota, Fungi, Ascomycota, Eurotiomycetes, Eurotiales, Aspergillaceae.
AUGGCUCCUCAAACGAACAGUAAUAACUCGAAACCAUCUAAACUCUUAAGAACACGAUGGUUAAUUAGCUACAGAUACCAAAGCGAUGCAGUCGCGGACAUCACAUUGACAAUCGGAUAUUUAUCCGCCCUCAUCUCAAUAUUGUCGCAAGCUUUGACCCCACGCGCCAAGUUCAUGAAGAUCAUGUUCUUCAAUCUCCUAUCAACAUGCGUUUCGGCUUCCCUUUGCUGCCUUACAAUCUACUGUGCUGUCAAAGCAAGAGAGCACAAUACUCCUCCGGAUGCCAAUGAGAGUGUUAAGAAUGGAUAUAGUAGUGACGCCUGUGCUGUGUCUGCCAUCUGGCUGAUCUUUAUGAUAUGGGUCGCUAACACCAUCCGUGCAUGGCGCCCUAUGGAACUGCAGGAUCCCAUGGUCGCCUUUUCCAUCUUUGCAUCUGUCACCAUCACACGCGCCGGGACCUUCGUGACGGUAUCCGACGGUUUGGCAUUCGUCUCGAGACUUUUGAAGGGCUUCAUGAUCGGUUUCGCCAUUGCGACAGGUGUAUCCUUAUUGAUAUUACCCAUUACCAGCCGACGUAACGUUUUCCACGACAUCAAGGGCUAUGUGGCGCAGAUUGAUGCAGUCCUUCAAUCCCAAAUGGCGUUCGUGGAGCGUACACCUCAGCUACUGACAGGGGGUCAGGGACUCUUGAACAGGACACGAACUGCUCAGACUAUUCGCGAUGUUGAGAAUAAUCCUGGAUCUGAUUUAGAGGCACGGAAGAAACAGCUUACGGCGUCAAUCACGAAAUUGAAUGCUCUUCAUGGGAAACUACAGUCCGAUCUAUUUUAUGCUAAUGAUGAGUUUGCUUGGGGAAAGUUGUCCGCGAGCGAUCUCAACCGUAUUGGAGGGUUAUUACGAAGCAUUUUGUUGCCUCUGGCUGGAAUGGCUCAGCUUCCGGAGGUUCUGGAUAUGAUCAUCAAGAACGAAGGGUCACGGGAGAAUGACAGGGUGUCGGAUGGUGAACGUGGAGAUGAGUUACUGAAGCAAUCAGAGAUGGAGAAGGUUUCGGGGACUCUCCAUGACCGUUUGGCGGAUGCGACCAGUCUAACCACGGGAGGACUGCAAUAUGUUUUGUUGGCAUUGGAGCUGGCCAAGCCUAAGCAACUAGAGAGCAAGCGCAACGAAUCCGGUGAUGAGGAGUCUAAAGGCGAGGCGAUUAGUCCACUUGAUUCAAACUUCACUUCUCGAUUCGAGCAAGAAAUGAGCAAGUACUUCGAACGACGCAAGGAGCUCCCACGAUCUUUAGCGAGCCUUGAAGCAUUCUCGGCGUCAGAAAAGGUCGACGACAUAUCCAAUGACUCUAGAGCUGUGAUACCUGACUCCGACGUCAGGCAGGAGUUUUUCCUGAUUCUGUACAUGGGCCAUCUGCAGGAGAGUCUUCUCAACGGAGUGCUCGAACUAAUCAAGUUUGCAGAUAGCAAGGUUGCGGAUGGAACAAUGAAAAAGAGCGGACCAAUCUUCCCCAUGCAAAAUUCUAUACGAGGAUGGCUAUCCUUAAAGUCUGAGAAGGAUAAGUCGAGAGGCUCGGACAGCAGGCAGCCUUCCCAGGCCAAUCCCGCCUCGAUCCAUGCAGAGGAUGAGCCCGACCGAUUCCCUGAUCCCGAGCAUCUACCUCCAGCUAACCUUCUGGAGAAAGCGAGCACUAUCAUUCGCUUUAUCUCGCAUGUCAUCAAGUCGGAGUAUAGUAUUUUCGGAUUUCGCGUUGCGGCCGCUGCAUUCUCCGUUGGCAUAUUGGCGUUUUUGCAUCAAACGCAGAACUUCUUCAUUCGCCAAAGGUGCAUCUGGGCUAUGAUUGUCAUUGUGAUCGGCAUGAACCCGACAAGUGGACAAUCUAUGUUUGGCUUCGUGGCCCGUAUUGUAGCUACCGCCGUCUCGCUAGUCUUGAGCUUGGUCGUCUGGUACAUUGUCGAUCAGAAAACUCCCGGCGUCAUUGUAUUUCUAUAUCUGGCAAAUGUAUUUGAGUACUAUUUCUACGUGAACGUCCCUCAAUACUUCGGCCCUUCCAUCAUCUCAAUCGUCACCCUGAAUGUCAUUGUUGGCUAUGAACUACAGGUCCGCAAACUAGGAAUGGAGGUCGCAACCUCCAACGGCCAACCAUACUACCCCAUCUACAUCUUCGGACCCUACAAACUCGCCGCCGUUGCCGCCGGAUGCGCCAUCUCCUUCUUCUGGGUCAUUUUCCCAUACCCGAUCACCGCAAAGUCCACGCUGAGGAAAUCCGUUGGUCGAGCACUAUUCGUCCUCGCCAAAUUUUACAGCUGCAUGCACACAACCGUCGAGCUCUGGCUCCACGGCGAACUAAGCAAUGGCCAAGACACCCGCUCAGCAUCCUACAAGCUCGAAACCUCCGGACACAAAAUCUUCAAAGAAGAAAUGAUGCUCCUAAACCAACUCCGCACGUACAGUCACUUCAGUACAUACGAGCCCCCAAUCGGCGGCAAAUUCCCAAAGGAAACUUACGACCACAUCAUCUCCGAGAUCCAGCGAAUGCUAACCAGCAUGGCAUUGAUGGCACAUACAACCCAGCAUCUAAAUGUCUCGUCCAGGGAGACGGAAAGUUCUCGUAACUCGGGAGAAAGAUGGGUCUCGCAGCUCGCCUCGAUCGCGUUACAAUCUGCCGAUUUCCAUUCCCAUUCUCUAACCUCGCUACUUUGCCAUUUGUCGGCUUCGCUUGCCAAUGCCCAGCCCUUGCCGCCGUAUUUGUCUGUCGGUGAUUCGUUCCCCUUGGCAAGGCAUUUGCAGAGGAUUGAUGGUGAGUUGUUGAGUAUUCGCCAUGUACAGGAUCCGGCUUUUUCGGCAUUUGUGACGCUGGAGGUGCUGAGGUCUGUGGUGGGUUUUACUUUGAGGGAUUUAUUGAGGUCCCGCCUUAACCUGAACUUUCGUGGCCGUCGCAAGCCCAUCAUACUCAGACCCAAAGACCCAAUCAUCGCCAGAGACAUGCACGAUCUCCAUGAUAAGCGACUCCGGCAGUUCGGCAGGAUCUACAAAAAACAUACAAAGCCUUGGGACUGUUGUGGCGUUCGUUAG